CCUGCAGCAAACACUCCAAACUACAUUCGAGGUGGCAGCAAUGAAUCCUGAAGGUUAUUCGUGUGAGGCUGCUCCACUGUAUGGGGGGAGGUAUGAUGAGUUACCUGCACAGUCCAGUGCACCUACGAUGGUUCAGUUCACCACUGUGAACAUCACCACUGAGCCCCCCCAAGACCACAUCAUCUGGUCCUUGUGCUGCUUGGUCUACUUAAACCCUUUCUGCCUUGGACUGGCAGCGCUCAUCUACUCUAUUAAGGCCAGAGACCGGAAGGUGGUUGGAGACCUGGAGGGUGCCCGACACUACGGCUCCACUGCCCGCUGCCUCAACAUCAUUUCCACCGUGCUGACUUCAAUCGCAAUCUUUCUUUUCAUUAUAAUUUUCACUAAGUUGAUUUAUUUGCUCACAGACAUCAGCAGGCAACUCUAAAUUUCACUUAGAGUUGCCUGCUGCUGCUGCGGCAUUAUGAUAUUUUUCUCUACUUUAGCUUCAUGCAUGCCACAGUUUGUAACUUCUUUAUACCUUUUUAUUUACAUCCUCAAGCAAGGUAGCUAUAAAACCUGGUUAUGGUUGUAUACAUGUUACGCCAAUUGUAUUUUUUCAUGCUCCUGUCAUCAAUCUGUAAUUCACUGAGUUUCCUUCAAAAACACACACACAGGACAUCUGUGAGGGACUGGUGAAGUUGCGUUCUGUCAGCUGGGGUUGGAAAUUUGGUGUUUUCUGUGUGUGUGGGUGUGUUUACUGUGUGAAAGAUAGAGACAGGAGAGAGAGCAUAAGAGAGAGACAGAAACAACCAAAGAAAGACAAUAAAUAAAUAAACAGCUAUAAUGUAGCUUGUGGCAUAUCUGGUUGCUGAAACAAGGCACACAGAUCGUCUUUAGACCAUUCCAACCCACAGACCACCACAGCACACGCCCCCCGUCAAAAGUCACCAGAGCCCAGUCCAAGGUGGUCCCAACAAUCCGAUAUGCUUUGGAUGAAGAGAUGAAUAGCACAUAUCAAAUAAAGCAUGACAUAGAUGAUUAUGCAAAAAAGAUCGCUGUGAAGUAAUAUUAAUCAGUAUAAAUAAUUGAUAAGCAAAACAAAUAAUGAUAAAAAAGAGAGAGAGAAUGGAUAGAGAAGAGAGGUUUGUUUAUACCACUGGAAACUCCUUGGAUUGUGGAAACUGGAUUUUCUCCCUGAUGAGGGAGAUGGCUAGCCACUGCAAGAUCUGAUUGCUCUUUUCAUCAUAGAAGCAACUCAUCCAUUCCUUCUCCAUUGUACAAAUUCACUGGUGUGGUAUGAUUGAUGUUGACUUGUUACAAAUAAACAGGUUGAACCCUUAAGAACAACUUGACUGAAACAAACUGCACAGAACUACAAACUUAUUUAAGUAAUGGAACAAGAGAAACUGAACUAAAAUAUGAAUUGAAAACUGAACUUUACUGCAUCUUGAUACCUCAUUAGAGUUGAAAUUCUGAUCUGAAAUUCUGUUAAUACAUGGACUGAGUUUAUGCUCAUAUUGUUGGUUUCAUGUACCUUUUAUAGAGCUGUCAGCUGCUAAGUUUUAAAACGUAUUUUUUUAUUCUUUUUAUUUGUUAAGCUUAUCCCUGGGUCUAUGUUUCUCCUUUAUGACCACCACUCAGUAAUCUACCUCUAGGAAUCUAGACACUGGUCCACUGCUUGGCUAACUAGUCAGAGCUUACUUACUGGUCUCAAUCAUUGCAGGCAGGUUAGCAGAGUUACAUAUGGCUUUUCCUCUGGCUCCAUCCUCAGGCUAAUCGUUGCAAUUUUUGUCCCUCUACAUACAGUGUCUUGCAAAAGUAUUCAUACCCCUUGAACUUUUCCACAUUUUGUCACAUUACAACCACAAACUUAAAUGUAUUUUAUUGUGAUUUUAUGUGAUAGACCAACACAAAGUAGCGCAUAAUUGUGAAGUGGAAGGAAAAUAAUAUACGUCGUGGACAAGAUUUUUUACAAAUAAAAAUCUGAAAAGUGUGAUGUGCAUACUGUAUGUAUUCAGCCCCCCUGAGUCAUUACUUUGUCGAACCACCUUCUUCCGCAAUUACAGCUGCAAGUCUUUUGGGGUAUGUCUCUACCAG
This is a messenger RNA of Scomber scombrus (Atlantic mackerel), 2079 nucleotides long. Its product is annotated as dispanin subfamily A member 2b-like. Lineage: Eukaryota; Metazoa; Chordata; Actinopteri; Scombriformes; Scombridae. Gene Ontology annotation, cellular component: plasma membrane. Bases 41 to 427 code for a protein of 128 amino acids. The transcript has 2 exons. The record is from RefSeq and is a predicted model, not a curated record.